CCGCCCCAGGCGCCCCGCCCCGCGGCUUGAAGCGGCUGGGGCUGCGGCCGCCUGCGAGUCGCUCGUGGGGCGUGGGGCGGUGCUGAGGGAGUCGAGGCCGCGGCCAGCUCGACGCCGGGAGUGUGUCCAGCGAGCGCAGCGCGCCGGGAGUCCGCAGCCAGAGCAGCCCCGGAGCCGAAGCCGCAGCAGCAGCCGAGCCGGCCAUGGCGUUGUCGAUGCCGCUGAACGGGCUCAAGGAGGAGGACAAAGAGCCCCUCAUCGAGCUCUUCGUCAAGGCUGGCAGCGAUGGUGAAAGCAUAGGAAACUGCCCGUUUUCUCAGAGGCUCUUCAUGAUUCUUUGGCUCAAAGGAGUUGUGUUUAGUGUCACAACCGUGGACCUUAAAAGGAAGCCUGCAGACCUGCAAAACUUGGCUCCCGGGACCCACCCACCAUUUAUAACUUUCAACAGUGAAGUCAAAACGGAUGUGAAUAAGAUUGAGGAGUUUCUUGAAGAAGUGUUAUGUCCUCCCAAGUACUUAAAGCUUUCUUCAAAGCACCCGGAGUCGAACACUGCUGGAAUGGACAUCUUUGCCAAGUUCUCUGCAUAUAUCAAGAAUUCAAGGCCAGAGGCUAAUGAAGCGCUGGAGAGGGGUCUCUUGAAGACAUUGCAGAAACUGGACGAAUAUCUGAAUUCUCCUCUCCCCGAUGAGAUUGAUGAGAAUAGUAUGGAGGACAUUAAAUUCUCUACACGAAAGUUUCUUGAUGGCAACGAGAUGACGUUAGCCGAUUGCAACCUGCUGCCCAAGCUGCACAUUGUCAAGGUGGUGGCCAAAAAAUACCGCAACUUUGACAUCCCCAAAGGAAUGACGGGCAUCUGGAGAUACCUGACCAACGCCUACAGCAGGGACGAGUUCACCAACACCUGCCCCAGUGACAAGGAAGUAGAGAUAGCAUACAGUGACGUAGCCAAAAGACUGACCAAGUAAGCCAGCGCUUGUGAAAGAGAUGCCUUGCCGAUCUUCCCCGACGAACAUGCUUCUCUAACAGACGGCUCCUCUUCCCUAGAGUAGACAAUGUAUGUUGCAUGAGCAUUGCAGUUACUCAAGCUUAGGAUCAAGGCUAGACCAGGUGUAGUCAUUACCGUAAAACAUACACUCCUGAGCAGUAUUAUUGGAACAUCCCGUGCCCCAUCCCCGGGUCCCAAAGACGCUCCUCCGCGGGCUGUCUCUGGCGGGGAGAUCACCCCUUCUCUGGACCAUCACCGUGGGCAGCUGGCAGGACUGCUGAACUGCAGUUUCCCUGAACUGUUCCACAACAUCACUCAGCCCCAAACUGGUGCAUAAUUCAUGAUACAAGGAAUAUUUACGUAUUGGGGAGGGAAUUUCAGGAUAUUUAGAAAGAGUAAAGGAUUGCCACUGUAGCAGAAA
Messenger RNA from Ochotona princeps (American pika), 1406 nucleotides. RefSeq names its product chloride intracellular channel 4 (gene CLIC4). Lineage: Eukaryota; Metazoa; Chordata; Mammalia; Lagomorpha; Ochotonidae. The record is from RefSeq and is a predicted model, not a curated record. The coding region runs from base 204 to 965 and encodes 253 amino acids. The transcript has 6 exons.